Messenger RNA from Oncorhynchus masou masou (cherry salmon), 1710 nucleotides. Its product is annotated as ankyrin repeat and death domain-containing protein 1A-like. The record is from RefSeq and is a predicted model, not a curated record. Gene Ontology annotation, molecular function: protein binding. Gene Ontology annotation, cellular component: cytoplasm. The transcript has 16 exons. The coding region runs from base 1 to 1710 and encodes 569 amino acids. Gene Ontology annotation, biological process: signal transduction. NCBI's taxonomy places the organism in Eukaryota, Metazoa, Chordata, Actinopteri, Salmoniformes, Salmonidae.
AUGGAUGUGAAGAAUAGGGCCCAGGAUACAGGGAGAAGUCAUCGGAUAUUCACCAUGGAGAGAAUGUCCUUGAAGGAGAGGAUGGGGGCACAGCUGAUGAAGGAGCUGAACCUGAACCCUAAAACGCCAAAAACCACAAAAAAAGCAGUCAAGGGAUUCACUGACUUUAUACAGAACAUGGAGACAGGGGAGACCAACAGUUACAAUAAUGAAGAAAUGUUGCUGGAGCUAGAGAAGGAGUACAUUGAAGCAGCAAAGAUAAAUGAUGUACAGACCAUGAAGAUUCUGGGAAGGGCAGUCAAGGUUGACGCAAAGAACUUGCAUGAUCGCACUGCCCUGCACUAUGCAGUUGCUGGAAAAAACAUAGAGGCCGUCCAAGUCCUUCUCCAGCGCAGAGCAAACAUCAAUCAAGAGGACAAGCAUGGAGUGACAGCCAUCCACCUGGCUGCCUGGUUUGGGAGUCUGCCCAUCCUGAAGUUGCUUGUGCAGGGUGGUGCUGAUCAGAAGGUUGAGAAUGCGCUGGGAAUGAACAUCAUGCACUGUGCUGCCAUCAACAACCACACUGACAUAAUGACAUUCAUCAUCUACGACCUGAUGAUGAAAGAGCUGGACAAAGAGGACCUGUCUGGACACAGAGCGUUUGCUUUGGCAGCAGAGCAUGGCUCUGUGGAGAUGCUGCAGAUGUUGAUGGAGGAGGCAUACAAUAUGGCCACCAUGGAGGAAGACCAGAAUAGGAACACACCUCUGCAUUUGGCUGCCGGCAAUGGCCACUUGGAUGUCGUCCAGCUACUGCUGAAGAGCUUUGAAACUCGCAAUGAAGUCAAUACGGCUGGGGAGACGGCUCUAUACCUGGCUGCUGGCGCUGCCCAUGAGGACUGCGUCCAGGCUCUGUUGGAGGCAGGCUGUGACCCAAACAUUGUCACCAUGGACCAAAGCAGUGCUCUACACCGUGUCUCAGAGAAGGGCCACACAUCGUUGGUGAGACUCCUCAUAGAGAACUCGGCCCAGGUGGACUUACAAAACCAGCACCUCCAGGCUCCUCUCUACCUGGCAGUGAAGAACUGUCACAUCCCUGUCAUCCACACACUGCUCGAGGCUGGCUGCAACAUCAACGUCACUGAUCACAGGUCCCAGACUGUCCUGCAUGUCGCUGCAGAGCUGGCCAGAGUGGACAUUGUUGAGAUGCUUCUGAAAGCUGGGAUGAACCUAGUCCUCCAAGACAAGCAGGGUAAGACAGCACUGGGUGUGGCAGCCCGAGCAGACGAGGUCAUCAUCGUUGACAUGAUCAUCAAGGCAGAGAGAUAUUUGACAUGGAGGAUGGCCAACACUGAGCUUAAUGAGAACCUUCACAGCCAGACUCCGCUGACGUUUAAAUUAGACCACCGCACAGAGAGCAAACAGACCCGCAGCACUGCCUGGCACCUGGCCUACCGCCUGCUGAAGCCAGGUGACUGGAAGAGGCUGGCGCUGCACUGGCAUUUCACUGAGCAGCAGGUGGCUGCCAUCGAGGAGCAGUGGACAGGGCAGCAGAGCUACCAGGAACAUGGGAACAGGAUGCUGUUGAUCUGGCUUCAUGGGGUAGAGCUGGCCCAAAGGAGUCCUGCUAAAGAGCUGUACCAGGGCCUGCUUGCCAUAGGCAACAAGACUAUAGCAGAUAAAAUACGAAUGGACACAGAGGAAGGAGACAUGAAGAAAUGCAUCCUUUCAUAA